UGAGGUUAAAAGUCUACUUAAAUUGCAAACCGACCGCGUGUUUCGCAUUUUCGCAGUGUGGCGAAAUGUCACUUGUCAGUGAAUGUCAUCGAAAAAGUUAUGACGUUGCCGGAAUAAAUGGAGCUGACACCCACAGAAGUUGAAACAUUGUAUCAGCGGACACAUGUGUGUUUAUUUCAAGUCUCUGUACGAGUAAUUGGCAAAACCACUUGAGAAAGAGCAUUGCAUACACUGACAGUCCUAGCUCUCAGCAAUGCCAGUGAGACAUUCCAAAGAAGAUUCAGUCAAUCCUGUCAUUGCCAUGGCAACAGAACCUAAUUCAAGCAACCUUCCACUCAGCUCUGAGUAUCGGACGAAAAACAUCAAACGCAUUCUUCAAGAUUACAAACAGGGGUCAUGUGUAGAAUAUGUUCAGUUACUUCACAGUAUUUGCAACCCCAGUCUGGAUCCGGCAACUCUUCUGUCAUGGAUCAAAGAAUUCCAGCAGUGUGCUUCAUAUCUCGGGCAGGAAUUUGAGCCUCUGGUCAAAGCUCUCCUGCAAGUGAAUUGGUCCAGUAGAGGGCCCAAGAUGCUGAAGGAGUACCGUCGUUUUGUGACUCGCCUCAUCUCAGCCCACUCGGUGUACCUCGCAUCAGUCCUGAGAAUGCUGGCCAAGAACCUUGUCCCUUCAGACCCGCUGCUAGUAUUUGCCCACCCAAACCCAGAAGCAAUGGUUGAAGAACACAAAGCCGCUGAAAGGUCAAAGUUCACCUGGGUUCAUGAGACACUACAAGUCCUUCUUACUGUUGCCCCAGCAACUCCUAAGUUCCUCCUGCCUGUUCUUGCUGACUCCUUCCCGUGGAUCAAGAAAUCCUCGCAUGUCACGAAUGGCUAUGCAGAGAACCUGCUUGGCAUCACAACUUACCUACCUGAACUCAGGGUGAAAAUAUUGGAACUGAUUCUGCAUAGGAUGACAGAAUUGGAUGUGAAUGCCCCGAAGGAAGACAUUUGGGAUGCUGAAAGUCUUGCAGAGACCGUCGACAGACCCAACGAGGCGGGAGACGACACGCAGUUCAAGAUGGAUGGUGUAGGAGAAGGUGAUAAAGACUGCGUCAAGGAUGCGGGAGACGAGAAGAAGGAUGCGGUCAAACACGAGAUGGCCGACAAGCUGGACUCGCUGAUGAGCACCAUGAUGGUGUAUGUCAGGGAUACAUGCUUCAAAAAUGACGAGUUCCAGUUAGAGGAAGCAAGACUCCUUCACAAGCAUCUCCUGCAAGUCUUUGAUAAGGUCAUCCUACCCACCCAUGCCUCCAGCCAUGUCCAGUUUCUGCUCUUCUACUUUUGUAGUUUCAGACAGGCAAUCAUAGAUGCAUUUCUGGAGUUUCUAUGGAAACGUUUCACCAAUCCAAACACCCCGGCCGUACUGCGUCAAUCCUCUGCAUCCUACAUAGCAAGCUUUGUCUCCAGGGCAGAUUACCUCCCUCUCAGUACUGUCACAGCGUGCUUAGACCUGUUGUCGGGCUGGCUUCAUUCCUACAUUGACAAUCAGGAGGUGAAUAGCAGACUUCAGCAGGAUGUGUGUGUACAUGGGCCAUUCUACUCCCUCUGUCAGGCUGUGUUUUACAUUUUCAUCUUUCGACACCGCCAGCUUCUUGCUGACAACAAGGGACUUCACUACGUGAUGGGGCUGAACCUGGAACGCGUCGUCACCUGCAGAUUAAACCCCCUUAGGGUUUGUCUGCCAUCCAUCGUCAACAUGUUUGCCACUCUGACCAGGAAAUACCAGAUAGCAUAUUGCUACACGAUCAUUGAGCGGAACAACAGAUCGCUGCACCAGGUAGCCAAGCUACAUUCCAGCGGCUCAGCCACACAACCCUCUACAAAUUCACUGGAUUCGUUCUUCCCUUUCGACCCCUACUUACUGCCGAGGUCAGGGAAAUUUGUCCAGUCCUUGUACAGACAGUGGGAAGGAUGUAAACCUGACGAAGACACUUCCAAGAGGGAGGAGGAAGAGGAUGAAUUUGUGCAAUAUGAAGAGUGGGACAAGGACCUCCCCCUGGGAAUCACACCUACAACUGCGGCCUGCAUCUCCCCAGGGUUCAGGAGCUGAGGAUGGGUAGGCUUGUGAGAGGCAAAGGGCACCGAAAAGUUUGAAUGUCAUGUAAAUAGAUCUGGCACAAAAGAUCAUCAAUUUAUAAUAUUAUUUUAUUCAUUGCCGUAUUGGGCACCAUUUGUUUCCUUUUUACUAUUUUUUGAACCAGUGUACUUGAAGAAAAUGUGCUUGUGAAGACCUUUUUAUCACAGGUUGUAGCAUUUUCAUGAAAUAGCUCUUGCACUAAUGCUCGAUGCCUGAUAGUUUUUGCUACAAAAAGCAGCGACUGUCUGGAUCUGUCGUGGUCUGUGAUACAUGUGGAAAUGAAUUAGUGGGAGUGACCCUUCUGGUUAUUUCAGGGGGGAACUAUUUUGGGAAAGACUGGAAAGCUACCAGAAAACACUGGAAAACAUUGGGAGAAAUAUCAGAAAAAUCUGCAAAGAUUUCUGGACAGUACUAGAAAACUAGCAGUGCUAAAAAAAAAAAAUCCAAUGAACCUGUAGAGAAAUGUGGGAAGGCAACUUGAACACCAAUGCAAAGUCAGACGACUGUCUCUGCUUUGAAGUUGGCGUUGUAAGCAGGAAGAGUCGCCUAGCACUGCCAGCUGCUUUGCAUCUCAUGCAUGUCAUUUGGGAGCGUGGCAAGCCAUACCACUUUCUGUGGCCAGCGAAUUGGCAGUGCCUUCACACUGGGAAUUUAUUAGAAUUAUUUACCUUCCUGACAACAUUCCAUUUUGUCUGGUCAGGAGAUUUCCACUGAAGAUUGGGAACUCUAUGUCACUGUCAUUUGUGGGUGAUGAGUCGGAAGCAUCAUGUCGUUUGGGAGCUUGGGUUGUCUUUUGAACAUCAGGAAGCAGUAAGAAUAUCCCCCAUUACCUUGUGCAUGGUGCUGUUUGCACGAGUCAGCUUUUAGCAUGCAAUGCCAAGGCCCUCUUCGCCAUCUUCUUCAGGAUACCAAACAUGGACAGGAGUGGAGGAUUGAAUUUCUUCGUGCCCUGUUAAUUGUAAUUUGAUUCAGUAAAAAUAUUCUGAAAUUCUAGUUUAUAGUCAGAUUUGCAAACUGUAAACAGGUGGCCCUUGUGACUUUGACUUUGUUAUAUUUUCUUUACAUGGAUCAAAAUCUAACUUGCUUUUUGAGAUUAAGAGACAACUAGUGCGAGGUCACUUUUGGGGGGAACCACUGUGCGAUUCAUGGUUAGUAUGCAAAAUUCCUUUUAAGUUUUCAUUUUUGCCAAUACAAAGGGUAAGCAUUAUCUGGCAUUUUUUUAAUGUUCUAAGCUGCGCAGGAAGCCUUUUCAAAACGUUUGAAUGGAAGAACUUCAAGAAGUACCCCCGAUGAGAAAAUCAGAUUCAAAAUAGUUCCAUCUCUUCAAAUGUUUUUAAAUGUUAAAAAGUUCACUUAAUGAUGUAAAGACUUAGCAGCAUGGCUAACAAUGUAACUUUUCUUGAAUGUGGAAUGUACUAUAACUUUGCAGGACAACUGCAAAUAGCCUUGUUAUGAGCCUUGCCGGCAAAGGCGUUGAAUAGAUACAUGUAUGUCUAGACAUA
This is a messenger RNA of Acanthaster planci (crown-of-thorns starfish), 3618 nucleotides long. RefSeq names its product RRN3 homolog, RNA polymerase I transcription factor (gene rrn3). NCBI's taxonomy places the organism in Eukaryota, Metazoa, Echinodermata, Asteroidea, Valvatida, Acanthasteridae. Gene Ontology annotation, cellular component: nucleus. Gene Ontology annotation, biological process: transcription initiation at RNA polymerase I promoter. Gene Ontology annotation, molecular function: RNA polymerase I core binding; RNA polymerase I general transcription initiation factor activity. The record is from RefSeq and is a predicted model, not a curated record.